AUGACUAAAUCACAGAUCACCGUUCCCAUUACUCAGGCCCCUCCGUACAAAGUCCACGAGGGCAAGACGGCCGUCAUUACGGGUGGUGCAAGGAGUAUCGGUGCCGCCAUUGCUCAGAACCUCGCCUCCAAAGGCGCCAAUGUCGUGCUCAUUUAUCUGACCGAAUCUUCUGACGAGCCUGCCAAAGCUCUCGCUGGGCAACUGUCAAAGGCACACAACGUCAAGGCUGUUCCCGUCCGUGCCGACUUCAGUACACCCGAUGGCUGCUCCAAGAUCGUCGAUGUUGUAAAGAAUGACAUGCCGCCCAACGCCAAGACAGGCAAGCCGCAGGUCGACAUACUGGUCAACUGCGCCGCUCUCUUCCACGCCAUGCCUCUCGAAGCCGUCAACAUUGAGGACUUCCACAAGGUCUACUCUAUCAACGUCCUUGGACCCAUCCUGCUCACGCAGGCAGUCAAGCCCCUUCUGCCUACCGACCGCUCGGGCCGCAUCGUCAAUGUGUCAAGCGUCGGUUCCAAGGUUGGACUCGAGUACCUGACCCUGUACGGCGGCAGCAAGGGCGCCCUUGAGGCCAUGACGCGCACAUGGGCUCGCGAGCUCAAGGAGCACUGCACCGUCAACUCUUGCAACCCCAGCUCCACCAUGACGGACAUGCUCCGAGGUGCCUCUGAGGAUGCGAAGCAAGCCAUCUCAUCGUGGUACCCUCUCACGCCGCUGUGCGGAAUCCGAGAAUGGGACUCGGAUGAACAGAAGGAAAUGGCUGAGAAAUACGGCGGACGUGCUGGCUACGCUGAGGAGAUUGCUGGCAUUGUUGGCAUGAUUUGCUCCCCGGAGAGCGGAUGGAUGACGGGAUGCCUGGUCAGUGCCAACGGCGGCCAGUGGAUGGCUAGUUAAAUGUCUUGAGUUGAAGCAGAAAUUUUCCUUGUCAACACCCAACGUUUAGUUCCACCGGCAUAUGACUUCCACCUGUUGGUGGUGCGCACUCUGAAAGCCCAGCGCGUGCUGCCUCGCACCGCAGAAGACUUCUUCAAUCAGCCACGGACCACGUAAGAACCCCACGCACGAAACCAUCCUAUGCAGGGGCUCUUCAGACCCUGGAAACAACAAGCGAUGUUGUUUGUGAAGAGGAGUCAAGGCUCUGAUAGGUUGUCGAUGGGAGGGAAUUGGGGUCCGCUAGCAGUCGCUGGGGCUGACUCCAGGUUUAAGAACAUUUUCAACGUGGCACCGUUGGGACCAAGCUUCAACACCUGAACGGCUCGAAGACACUCCCGAGUGCGAGCCAAUUGGCGGUCAGAAAAGCAGAUUAUAAAAGGGGC
Molecule: messenger RNA, 1316 nt
Organism: Colletotrichum scovillei
Lineage: Eukaryota; Fungi; Ascomycota; Sordariomycetes; Glomerellales; Glomerellaceae
Product: short-chain dehydrogenase
Exons: 2
Coding region: 1-894 (297 amino acids)
Molecular function (GO): oxidoreductase activity, acting on the CH-OH group of donors, NAD or NADP as acceptor
Source: RefSeq, a predicted model, not a curated record